This is a messenger RNA of Funneliformis geosporum, 183 nucleotides long. NCBI's taxonomy places the organism in Eukaryota, Fungi, Glomeromycota, Glomeromycetes, Glomerales, Glomeraceae. The record is from the annotation of a GenBank genome assembly.
AUGAAUAUAUUUCUAACUAAUUGGAAUUUGAUAUUUCAAGGCACCCCUGCAAUAAAUGUAAAUUUCACAACUCCGAAUGCUUCAAAUACACAGCAUCAAAGUGGAACUUGGUUUAUUCCAUUAAAUUCAUCUGUUUCAUCUGAGAAUUCUUCAAGUAAACGUGAUAUUGAAGAAUCAAUAUAA